GGGCGGGGCUGAGGCUGAGGCUGAGGUGGAAGCGGACUCCUCGGUCCUGUCUGCACAGCGCAACGAGGGGGGCGUGGCUUCAUUUGCGACGGUGAAAUCAUUGCAAUAGUAACAACAACGGCUGAGCUGGUGGAUGACAGCCGCGAGGACCGUCAGGAGGAUACACUCUUUCUGGGCCCUCAGAGUUCGCACGGAGGUUGCGAGCCUGUACUCACCCCCUUCCUACCACUUCUUCGCUUCGGUGUUAACUAUUAUUGCUAGUACUGGUAUUAUAAUCGUUAUAAUCUCUGGUGAAACGGAUGUUGUUAAAACCUGGAAGCACCACCGAUGUAGCACGUACUGAAAGCAGCAUACUUUGUCAAGGCUGAAUUGAGACUGCGCGCGUUGACAGACGUGAACGCUGUUAAAGCGAGCGUAGACGUGACGGUUCCUGUCAGACGCGUAGAUAAACACGACUCCAUCCAAACUCUGACGGUGAUACGUUCAUUGAUAGUCCUGAAAGAUUUAGGUGGCUUUUCUGGGCUGAAGAUCAGCCCCCAAAAAGUGUCCUGUUUCUUUAAGCGGUGCCUGCGGAAAGCCGGUUCCCAUUGCAGCUCCCCUGCCUUCGAGUCCCGUGGAUUGGUUAUCCCAGCAUGAGUGACAAGCCUAAACCCUAGUCCCCGUUUCCAAUUGGUGGUUCGUUUUCUCCAUCACUGCCCUGUUUUGUCUUUGUGGGAUAUCAGCCUGCUUUGUGGGAAGCACGAAAGAGAUCUUUUUCAAAGAAAACCUUGAACUUUUGACGUUUUUUGUGUGAUGAAUAUAGUGUAUGAAAGAAUACAAGGCAAAGAUUGAUAGGCUUAUGUUGGAAACUGCAAAUCAAUAAAAACGUUGCAAGCUUUGGAAAAGAAAUCAAACUGAGACUAUUCAGAAAAGAACUUAAACUACAGGCUUAAAAGAGGAUCAAACAGAAGAAUGCAACAAACUCAGGAAGUUCAAACCUCUGGACACACAGACAGCUCCACUGUUACCCUUAGCACUGAACUCAGGAAUAAGAUAAAAUAUAAAUCUUCAGAGACAGAACUACUUCAGCCUCCUAGCCAGAAGCUUCUGCAAUGUGAACAAAAGGCAAAUGUACACAUCAGCAAUCAAGAGUAUAAGGAGGCCCUCCCAGAGCUCAUGAGGUAUAUAGCCCUGGCCAGAAUUUGCUAUGGAGAUAAUCACUGGAAAAUGGCAGAAGCCCAUGUUAAUUUGGCUCAGGGAUACCUCCAGCUCCAAGGAUUUUCACUGCAAGCAAAACAGCAUGCAGAAAAAGCCAAAGAAAUUCUUCUCGCCAGCUCUCUUAUCCCUUCAUCUGAGUCUGAACAAAGGAUGGACAUUCUUCAGUGUUCAUUUGCUAUUUCUCAUACAUUAGGAAGAGCAUUAACUGCAAUUCACAAAUUAAAAGAUGCAGAGAGAAGUUUAAUAAAAGCUCGGAAACUUUCAGAGGAAUUGCUACAAGGCCAGCACAUGCCACCAGACAAGUGGAUGGAAAUCAAAGCAGAAAUUGAGUUGUCAUUUGCACAAUUGUACCAGAGUCAGAAAAAGUCAAAAGAGGCUCUUCUGUGCUAUCAAAAAGCUCUGAACUAUACUGAGAAGAGUAAGGGUGAAGACAAUCUAGAGUGCGUGCCAAUAUACAAGAAAAUAGCAGGAGCAGCACAAAUCCUUAGGGACCAUGACACAGCAAUCCAACAUCUUGUAAAGGCUCAUUUCAUUGCCCUAAGAAAAAGCCCUUCUUCAGUGGAAGCAGGAAACACAGCUCAUUUGGUGGCACGAGCUGCAGUUGCCUCUAAGAAAUCAGACCAUAAUGAUCUGGCAGAGAAGUACUUUCAGGAGAGCAUAAACUCUUUCAAAGAAGCCGAAGGAAUGGGGAGCGCUAAGUGCCUUGCAGCUGAGGAUGAUUUCAGUCAGUUCCUUAUAGACACUGGACAACAGGAGAGAGCAGCAUUAAUGUUGAAAGGAUCGUUAGAAGCCAAAAAAGCCACAUUUGGAGAUCUCAGCCCUGAAGUAGCAGAGACAUACUGGCUCCUGGGAGUGACAGAACUGGCACAAGGACACACAAAUCUGGCACACAAGAAACUUAAGAAGUGCCUCUACUUACAGACUCUAUUAUAUGGCUCCCACAAUAAAAGAACUCUGGCAACAAAGGAAACUAUCGACUUACUAUCAAAGACCCCGGAUGUAGCAACAGAACAGAGAGGAACAGAUGAAGAAAAGCCACCGCUUCCCUGUUCCACAACACUUCGUGGUGGGAGGAACUAGCUCCAGUACAUGUGAUAAGUUCCUGACAUUUGCUAAUGACUGAACUUGUAUCUCUCCAGUGUCCACCUGAAAUCUGACAUUUGCAUCAAAGAUUGCACAUAGAGCAGAUUUCCAUGAGGACAGACCACUUGCUUAUGUGCCUACGUUCUCGAAUACAGCUGAACACCAAUUUAAUAUUAUGGGAGCAUUUGCUGUUAUCCCAUAGCUGCCUCUUCAGUAUUUUCACUUGUGAAAACAAACCAAAAAAAGGUUUUCAUUGUGGAAAUUCAUAACAUCUCUGCAAAAUUUAAUAUAGGUCAAAAAGAGAGUCAGAGUACAGUGCAAUACUGGCACUCAUUACUUCCUAUCUAUACAAGAAGUCUGAGAAAUACCUUUUUCUAACAGCGCUACACAACUUUAAGCAAGUCCUGCCAUGUUCAAAACAUCUAGGACUCCUUCGAUCUCAAGAUUUUUCCUCCUCCUUUGGAGACAAACAGUUGGAUCUGAAGAGUGCCUGGUGUCAGACUGAAGGAAUGCUGCUAUAUCUUAUCCACAACACAAUUUGGAGAAAAAAUUAGAGCAAUGAAGUUGGCUACACAAUGCGCAGUUGGAAAUCAUGCCAUUUUAAGAUCAUCCCUUUUCUUGUUCUACAUGUAAUAAGUUUCCAGGACCUGGCAAGUACUUUGUCUCAUACUUGGCUGGAGGGAUAUUUAUGCUGAAAGAGGAAAACAGGCUUAUCCAAGGCAGCUUUGGGAGUAUUAAGUAGGAAUUUGGGGAAUUAAGACAUACACAUUUCUGGUACUGUUUUUUUUCAGGAGUUCAGCACUGGGAGCAAUUUUCAUGGCAUCUUUUGAUAGCACCACUGACAACCAUGUUAAGCCUAGGAACUAAGAAAAUCUCAAACAAAUGUACAACCCGCUAGCCCAGUCCAUCUUAACAUUCAGAGAGUUUCUGCUCCAUGAUUUAUGGUGCCAGUAGGAAGCUGGUUUUAGAUGGAGUUUUACCUGAGACCAGUUAGCUAUCUUCAGCAUAUACCACCACACAAAUCCUGCCCUUGCAUUUUGUAAGAAGUGCAAAAAGGACUUUAUUUCUGUUUAUCUUCAACUGAGAGAAGCUGAUUAGUCUCCAGAAAAAGUUCCUCCCUUCAUCUGAAUCGUGACCAAUACAUAUUUCCUUUAACAAGUAGGAAACUCUAAAAAACAUUUGUGCAUUUUACUUUCAUGUGAGAGGUUUGUGGUUGGUUAAGGAAAAGAAAAACAGUAAUAACCUGUUUAGGGAGUUCAGAGGUGCUGCAAAAGGUCCUGCUCCUUUACAGCAAAUACACAGGUUUUGCUUUGGUCUGUUGCCCCAGUCACAGGAUGAAAAUUAAGGGACAAAAAUAAUUCAUCCAAAACCCAGAGCAGAAGGAAAACUAUGAUUCUGUCUGCGACAGCAACUUCUGUUCUCUGUGCUUAUAUAUGCCCUACACAUUCUGCAGCCUCCUGCUGCUAUGGAGACUGGCUAGCCAAAUACAGGAAAAUGCUGUGGAAAAACCCAUCUCUACCAUCUCAAUUGAUAUGAACACACAGUAAAGCUUCAAAGCAUGAGGCGUGACAGUUGCAUUCUUUUUUUCCUUUGAAAACAACAGGGAAGAAACAGGAAGAAAAAGAGAAACAUCCAUAUUCAUUUUCAUUCUUUAAUAUUGAAGAGUGAAAAAAGUGCAAAAUCACAAAACUUAAACCACCACAAAAUGCAGAUUGCAUUGUAUAUGACCACAACAAAGUGCCUGCAAAGUCUCACAGCGGACAUCAACAAACCCUAUUUCAACCUGCCUACAGUCUUUUAAACACCUGCUAAACAAACAGCAAUCCAUACAGAGUCUUAGGUUUUUCAUACAUCUCUAUGCCUUAACUCUACAUUUGCUUUCAAAUUCAAUAGUUUGUAUGUUAAAGAAAAUAGUGCCCCACUUCUGAAUGACCUCAAGCAUAUAAACGCAGUUUCCACCAAAUAAAAUGAGUAGUUAUAUUUUAACAGCCUUUUACUCGUUGAAUUCAAACUCGACAAUAAAGCUCAUCUUACUUAAGAACAGCAACAUUUCUUAAGUAAGCUUCAGUGUGUGCAGUAAGUGAAGCCACAUUGUCAAUCCUUCCAGCUCCAAGCCAGUAAUAAGGUAAUUGCACACAAGGCUGUUAAAUAAACACAUAUUAGUAUAUUGCAAAAAAAAAAAGGAUGGGCAACUUUUGGAGUAAUAGGUUAUACUUGAACUGACAGAAACAGACACAUGUGAACUCUGGCCAUUUCUGCAAAAAAACCUUCAUCUGAGUCUGCAUCAGCACAAACCACAUUACAGAUUCAGGGCACAAGUCACUAGCCUUUUUGUUGCCUGGAUGUGGCAUUACCCAAAGUGGCUGUUAUGUUAAAAUAUAUUUUGACUAAUUCCUAAUUUUCAGUAAUGUUUAAGGAAAUGACAAAAGGUUUAAGGUAAUGGGAGUCAGAUGAAGAGUAUGCUGCUUACACAUUCUUCUUCAAGGCUUAUAACCUUUCUACAUUAAGCUUCUCGUUUCUCGUGGCUGGAGCUAACUCCACCACACUCAGAGAGUCUUCUGAUUUCAUGCUGAUGUCCUUUUCCAGUUCACUUUGACAGAUUUUAUCUAGAAUCAAAGCUCUUAAAUUCACAGGGAAAAAAAACCAAACCAAACCUUUUUCCCUCCGAGCAACUAAAGCAAUCACAAACAAACAAACAGCCUCAAGAUAACCUGCUACAUCUGAUAAGGUGGUGCUGUCUAAGAACAUCCUGCAUAGCCAUGGGUGCUUCCUUGGAAGCAUCCUAUACAGAAACAAUACUGAAGUUUUCUCCUUCAACACUACAGACCUAUCUAUAACACUGAAACUUUAUUUCUCCUAAUUCACUUGCUCACUGCCAACUCCUUUGCCUAAAGUUAAAUAUAACCUGCUAAUGAAGAGCAGGUGACUAUAACAUGCCAUCAGUGGGAUUGUUCCUGAAGAGAAUGCAUCUUAAAAUUUUUCCAUGAAGUUUUCAAUAAAAUGGGAUUGAUACUAGUAAAUUGUUUGGCUUCUGCAGGAUCCUUAUGUCUGUUUGAAAGAGGUUUUAAGUUUCUGCUUAGGAUUCAAACUUCUAGAAAACUAAUGCCAAUUUUUUCAAAUGUGGGUACAUUCAAUUAUGGAUCUAAAUCUAAUUUUAGAUAGAAUACUGAAAUAUUGCUUGUCAACUUAUGUAUCAAACCUUAAGCUGUAGUUUAAAAUUCUGCCCUAAAACCAAUAUAGAAUUUUACUUUUAAAGUGCACCAUUAAAAAACCCUUAGAUGAUCAACUAAGGCAAUAACACUAUAUGCCAUCAAAGAGCUGUAACAGCUCACAAGCCCCUUAUCUGUAAAUGGGAGCAAAAAUACAUAUUAUAAGCAUAGCUUAGUCAUUCUGAAAAAUAUAUCCAUUAUGUGGUUUCAAACAUAAAAUGCACUUAGCAUUCACACUUGGGGGUGCAUCUGCACUCCUCUGCUUCAGAUUAAUUUUCCAGCACCAGCAUUGCUGCUCACCAUUUCCCAGUUUGGUGAACUAUUUCAUAAUACAGCGCUGAGUGCAUGCAAUCCUGGUCUACACAAAGAGUUACACCAUUGUAAUUAAACAGUGAUGCAAAAUUUGCAGUGCAAACAAAACCCUUGAGUUACUAUAUUUAAUUGCAUACCACACAAUAAGGCACCUUGCUUUUGAGAAGGCAGAAUGAAGGGGAAAAAAAAAGAUUUUUCCAGGGUCAUGGCUGUACAGAGUAAUUGUCAGCUCACUCACCCUACCUAUUCCCAAAAAUCAAAACCCUAGCUGCUGUUGAACACUGGUCUCUAUGGGUGAAUCUACAGUUUUAAAAAGAGCUAAAAACGUUCUGAAAGGUUGCAAAAUAGGAGAAGAGAGGCUAGGAAUAGCUUAAAGACAGGAAAAUUGUCAUAAGAAAGGUUUGCUUGAUUAAUGGAACAUGAAAGCUAUUAAAAAGGAGAGAAGAUUGUUAACACCUGUGGAGCAGAGAACAAUAAGCCAGUAAGUCAACUGAUUCUCUCAGCUGCCUGAAUAAAAGUGCACCCGAGGUGCUUCUAUUCUGGACAGAAAAUCAGCUUCCCCACUUAAGACACCCUCCCCACCCCCCCAAUUUUGGGGGAAUGAGUUUUGAGAAAAAACUGCAUGUGGUAUGCAAGUAAGUAUAAUAGUCUUUGAAAUGAUUGAUAUACCUAGUAUAGUUAAUCCACCUCAUAUCAAAAAUAGGGUAAAAUGUUAAACUAAAAGUAGUGCAUUUCCACUUCCUAUUUAUGUCUCUACUGAAAGGCAGUAAUCCAUUUAGUAAAAUCUAGUUUCUAUUGAUGGUAAAUAAACUGAGAACAAGCACCAUGCCAGAAUAAAAUGACUUAAGCUGGAGUGUAAUACAGGUCAAACACACAAAACUAAUGUUUAUGUAAGCACAGGAAAGAAGUUAAAAAGUUAAAAGUUAAUUAUCUGACACAAUCCACCCAUCUGGACUUAAAGUGUGGUUCUGCUCUGUAGAGUGCAUCUGUGUUUGUGCAUACAUGUGCAAAAAUAGCAGCCUCGUACUGCGUGUAUCUAAUUCCCUCUGCAAAUCCAGAGUCUGAUCUUAUUUCCUGAGUGACAAAAAUAAUUUUUCGUUACUAUUUUUUCUUCCGUUCCGUUUCUACAGAGACAGAGCUAAUGCUGCUCUUAAAGAGUUGGACUCUCUUCCAGAUUGGGCACCAACAGAAUUAAACAUGCUCUAAAUGGCAGAGUUGAAUAUUGCUCCUGUUGCAUGUACUUCUGCAAACCCAGUGAAAACAACUGGAUUUCAAAUGAUGUAAGUCAAGGGUGGGUAAAAUGCAGCCUGCCAGGCCAUUCUAUCUAGCCUCCAGGGCCCCUAAAAAAUUUAGAAAAUUAGUAUUUAUCUGCCCCUGGCUGCCUGUCAUGUGGCCCUCGAUGGCUUGCCAAAACUCAGUCAGCGGCCCUCUGCCCGAAAUAAUUGCCCGCCCCGAUGUAUGCGAAAGCAGAAUUUGGUCAAGGCAUCUAUUAUUUUUUAAUAUGCUCAACCCCCCCCAAAAAAACCCAUGUGAAAAUUUCAGGUCCCAGGUUGGAUUUUCAGGGCUAGCAGUUAAUAAGGCACCUUUUAUCUGUGAGGAGAGAAAGGCUGAUCUGGGAAAUAAGGCACAAUAAACAGGGGACCCAUCAAUGGCAUUUUUACAAUAAUUUUUCAGAGCAGACAGCACAUGAGUUAAUCCCAUUGUGCUAUCUGACAUGCUGUCACAGCGACCUUAGGUUCUUACAAUACCUAACAAAAUCAAGGCAAUAUGGCACACUAAAAAUAACCAGUUUAUAGUAUUAAUAUGCACGCUGCUGAAAUUGGAAGGAGUUUUCCACUGACUUUGGUAUAAAUGGGAUCUGGCCUCUGGAUUUUUUCCAUUUUUCUGCUGACCAGUUCUUUUUAAAAAUGUUAACCAAAUUAUUCUCUUCAAGACUGACCAAAACAUUUCCCUAAAAUAUAUGCCUGCUACAGUCGUUUCUUAUUAUAUAAAUGAUAAAAUGUAACAUAUAUUCUUAAUUCAUAGAUGUCAUUAAAUAAUGGUUGCUGAAAUCUUGCUAUUAGGUAUUGCAUAUAAGCACAUUAAAAUGGAACCGGAAAUCA
Alligator mississippiensis (American alligator) is the source of this 7903-nucleotide messenger RNA. It is a transcript of the gene TTC23, whose product is annotated as tetratricopeptide repeat domain 23. The transcript has 11 exons. Gene Ontology annotation, molecular function: protein binding. The record is from RefSeq and is a predicted model, not a curated record. Bases 952 to 2277 code for a protein of 441 amino acids. Lineage: Eukaryota; Metazoa; Chordata; Crocodylia; Alligatoridae.